Apis florea (little honeybee) is the source of this 4893-nucleotide messenger RNA. It is a transcript of the gene woc, whose product is annotated as zinc finger protein without children. Gene Ontology annotation, molecular function: zinc ion binding. The record is from RefSeq and is a predicted model, not a curated record. Lineage: Eukaryota; Metazoa; Arthropoda; Insecta; Hymenoptera; Apidae.
AGUUUAAUCCAAAUAAAAUUACAAUCAUAUGUUGGUAGUGUAUGUAGACGGAUUACCGCCACGGUUGUUGUGUUUCGACAAUGAAUACGGAUUUAUAUUUUUAACUAAUUGAGACGAAGUGCUAUUUAGCAUUGAGAAAAAAAGCUAAUCACAUAAAUGAGCAUGGAUUCUAAUAUUGAUAUAGAAUUAUUAAGUCAUCCAACUCAAAAAGAUUGUCAUAUAGAAAAAGAAAAUAAAACUGAAGAUAUAAUUGAACCAAAUAAAACAAUAAAUAUUAAUGUAGAUGAAGUACAAAAGUCAUUAAUUUCAAAAGAAAAACAAAAGAUCACUGAAAUAAGUGAAAAUACUGAGAAAAUAAGCUUAGAAGAUGUAAAUAAAAAAAAAUUAUUUGAUGAAAAUUCAAAAAAUAUUGAUUUAUCAAUUACUGAAUCAUGCGAAGAAAAUGUUUUUGAAGAAGUUACAGUUUGCCAAAAUAUACAAUCAUCGAGUUUAGAUAAAAAUAUUACAAAAAAUGUUUCACAGGAAAAAAAUUCAGAAAUUCAAUUAAUGAUAUCUAAUAUUAUUGAUAAAAAUGAGGAAAAAAAAUUAUCAGACAAUGUUAAUAUAGUAGAAUGUAUAGAAUCUCAAAAAUGUUCAGAAGAUGUAUCAGAGGAAACAGAAAGUUUAGAGAACGUCAAUGUAGAUACGAAUGAUUUAAAUUUAACAGAAAAAGAAAUUAAUGAUAAUGUUCUGGAAAAUUCACAAACAGAAAAACAAUCUCUUAAUGAAAAAAAUAAUUCAGAUAAUAAAAAGACUGAUUCAAAAGAGACAUUAGAAGAUCAUGAUAAAAAUAUAACAGAAAAAAAUAUUAUAGAACCAGAAAAUACAGAAUUUGUACAAUUUUCUCAAGAAAAACAUGGAGAUGCACAAAUUGAAAACCAAUCUAUCGAUGCUGAAGAUCCUUUUGGUGGAGAUAAUCUUAUCACAGAAAAUAUUGAAUCCAUGGAAACUGAGGAUCUGAAUGAAACUAAUAUAGAUUUUUCUAAAUUGUGUAAUCGAGCUGAUAAUUUGCAAGAUGUUGUAAAUAAUGGAGACAGUAAUUGUAGUACUAAUAAAAAUGAUAACAAUGAAGAUAAAGAUAGUACUAUUGAUAUUUUAUCUCAAAAUGUUAUUAAAAAUAGCAAUAAAACUACAGUUCAAUCAGAACAUAAUGAAAAUUUAAAUACAGAAGUUGAAGAUUCAACUGAAAAAUGUAAUGAUCAAACAAAAAAAACUGUCAAUGAGAUAUCAAUGGAUACUGAAGAAGAACAAUCUAAUGUUUUACCAGGACAAGAUGAUGAGUUAUGUAUUAUUCCAGAUAGCAUGAAAGUUAUAAUUCCUGAACAAACAGAAAAAUCAAAUUCUAAUAAUAAAGAAUCUUUACAUAAAAACCACGAAAAUAGUGAAGAUAAACAAAUAUGUGAAAAUAAUGAAUUAAAUACUGAUACAAAUAAAAAUUUACAACAAAAUCUAAAAGAUCCAAAUGUUGCAAAUGAAUGUGUUAUAACAGAUACAAAAAAUAUUAGGACAGAGAAAGAAUCAAUUAAUAAAAUUACGGCUAUCUCUACAGAUGUGAUUAAUAUUGAUGAGGAAUCAAAAAAUUCUGAAAUUGAAGAAAUAACAGCUAAAGAAAUUUGUAAACAAUGUAAUGAAGAAAGAUCAUGUAAAAUUAAAGUAAAAAUUGGUUUUGAUACUUACAAUGUGUGUUCAAAAACUUGCAAAGCUUUAUUUAAAAUUGCUAAUAAUAGAGCAACAGAUAUACCCAGUGAUGGAGUUAAUUCUAAGAGAGAGAAACGUUGUGCAAACUGUUUGUUAAUUGUUGAACCUAAUGAUGAACGUAAUCUUUCUUGGGAAACAAUGGAGUUUUGUAAUGAGGAAUGUCUAGGCAAAUUUCAAACAAAAUAUGGAAGUUAUUGUAGAAAUUGCAAUGGUUCGGUACAAGCAGUCAGUUUAGGGAAGUAUUGUGUACGAUUUGGUUAUGAUGUUAGACAAUUUUGUUGUUCCACAUGUUUGGAAGAAUUCAAAAAAGGCUUAAAAGUAUGCAGUUAUUGUCAAAAAGAUAUAAGCUCUAGUACAGAAGGUUUUCUUGCACCAGUUGGUGAUAAAGGCCAAUUUAAAGAUUUUUGUACACAAGAUUGCAUGGAAAAAUAUUCAAAAAUGAGUUCUAUUGAACCUCCAAAUAUGGAAAAAAAAUGUUGCAGUGUUUGCCAAGAAGAAAAAAUUGUUCAUUGUGAAGUUCAAAUAGAUAGAUCUGAUCCAGUAGCUAUAUGUAGUGAACCAUGUUUUGCAGCAUUCAAAUUUGUAAAAAAGGUUGAUCCUGAUCAAUGUUCUACGUGCAAAAAAUUUUUUGAAUUACCUAAUAAAAAAAGUUCUGUUGUCUUUUAUGAAAAUGAAGCUCAUAUGUUUUGUUCUAAAACUUGUUUAAAUAUAUUUAUUAUUACUAAUAGGAAAAUUGUUCCAUGUAAUUGGUGCAAAGUAAAAAAAUAUAAUUUUGAUAUGAUCAAAAAAGAAUUAAAAACAGGACAAGUAAUGAUGAUGUGUAGUUUAAAUUGUUUAACAUUAUAUCAGGUUUCUAUUAAUGCAGUUUCUGCAAAACGAAUAAAUUGUGACUUUUGCAAAGAAUUUUCUCAAGCACAAUAUCAUUUAACAAUGUCUGAUGCGACGAUACGAAAUUUCUGUUCAUAUCAUUGUGUAAUGAAUUUUCAAGCCCAAUAUACUAAAUCUCCAAUUACAAUACCGACAGGCGAUGAUCCUGUACCUACCGGUAUGCCUAAAAGAACAUUACCUCAAAGAAGCACAAAUUCUAAUAAUCAAAAAGUUAAUGACAUACAAAACAAAAAGAAUAUGCCAGUAAUUUCUUCAGUUACAAGUUUAGCUACAAUUGGAAAUGGUCAAUCCAGUCCAACCUCACAACAAAAUAAUGUAAAUAAUAUGUUAGUACCUUCAGUUGCUAUUAGUCAAAAUCAGACACCACAAGUAAUUUAUAAGCAGCAUAUUAUAACAAGACCACCAAGUCCAGUCCAAAUUCAUAAUAAAACAACUCAAUGUAAACCUGUAAUGCACACAAAAGGAGUUUCAGUACGUCCACAUCCUUGUACAAAAGCUACACAAACGGAUGGAAUUCAACAAGCAGUUGUACCGAUACCAGUUCCAAUUUAUGUUCCAUUUCCAAUGCAUAUGUAUACUAUGCCUUUUCCAAUUCCAUUACCUUUUCCAUUACCAAUUCCUGUGCCUAUUUUUAUACCCACAACGAGAAAUAGUGCUAAGGGAAUAUUUAAAGAAAUCAAAAGAAUACAAGAAAAAAUACCAGCAGAUCCUUUUGAAGCAGAACUUCUUAUGAUGGCAGAAAUGGUUGCAACAGAAAAGAAAACUAAUGAGACUGAUUCAGAUUCUACAGAUGAUAGAGAUGAAGAUACUGGUGAUCGAGAUCAUUCACAUAGUGGAGGUUUUAGUCCAGAAGCUGUUGAUUCUAGUAAUACAUUUGGUGAUGAUAUGUUACAAAUGGCUUUAAAAAUGGCAACUGGAGAAUUGGAUGAACCAGCUGUUGAUUUAGAAGCUGCUUUAACUCCAAAUACUAUCACUGCUACACAAGCACAGACACAAUCUGAUGCAACUAUAGAAAAUGAUGUUCAAUCAGAACGACUCAUUGUUGCUACUCGAGGAAGAAAACGAAUGGUUCCAUAUAAACCGCGAUCUACGCCGAAUAAACGAGGAAGACGUGUAUCUAGUACAAAUGAUAUGCCUUUGAUGCCACCUCCUGAACCUCAACCUCCACCUCAACCAAGAAUUAUAGAACCUAUAGAAAAACCAGAUGCUAAUAUGGCACUUAAAUAUACAUUCGGAGUAAAUGCUUGGAGACAAUGGGUAGUAGCAAAAAAUACUGAAUUAGAAAAACAAAGUACACCAAUGAGAAAAAUGAAAUUAUUUAAAACAGAUCUUUUACAACUCACAGCUGAUGAAUUAAAUUAUUCAUUAUGUCUUUUUGUGAAAGAAGUUAGAAAACCAAAUGGAGCAGAAUAUGCUCCAGAUACAAUAUAUUAUCUUUGUUUAGGAAUUCAACAGUAUUUAUUUGAAAAUAAUAGAAUAGACAAUAUUUUUACGGAUUCAUAUUAUGAAAGAUUUACAGAUUGUUUGAACGAAGUUGCAAAAAAAUUUUCUGUUCUUUAUAAUGAUGCACAAUACAUUGUUACAAGGGUCGAAGAAGAACAUUUAUGGGAAUGUAAACAAUUAGGUGCUCAUUCCCCUCAUGUCCUUUUAAGUACUUUAAUGUUUUUUAACACUAAACAUUUUAACCUUGUAACAGUAGAAGAACAUAUGCAAUUAUCAUUUUCUCACAUUAUGAAACAUUGGAAACGUAAUCCUGCUGCACAACCUGCUACAACAGGAAAAGUUCCAGGAUCUAGAAAUGUUCUACUUCGUUUUUAUCCACCACAAUCAGCAUUAGGAAGUAAUUCACGUAAAAAAAAAGUAUAUGAACAACAAGAAAAUGAAGAAAAUCCAUUAAGGUGUCCAGUUAAAUUAUAUGAAUUUUACUUGUCUAAAUGUCCAGAGAGUGUUAAAACACGGAAUGAUGUAUUCUAUUUACUACCAGAAAGAAGUUGUGUACCGGAUAGUCCAGUAUGGUAUUCAACAUCUCCACUGGCUAAGGAACAUCUCAUAAAAAUGUUAUAUCGUAUUAAAAUGGUUAAAGAGAUCAAUGUAGCAUUAUUAACUAGCUAAUUUUAUGUUUGCAUAUUUAUCUUUUCUCAAUUCGAAUAAUAUGCAAAAAAUAAUUGUUUCCUUAUACAUCAGAUAAGAAUGUUUAAAGAUGAUGUGUAGUCAUUGAAAUUUUAUAAUUUCUAUUGUAUAUUUUUCACUUCCUAAUAAAACAAAAAA